UUUAUUUCAGAUUUAUAUUUCUAUUAUUUGCUGCUAUGCUCCGCCGAAAUGUAUUCUGGGAUACAUGGCCAUCGCAAGUACGCUUAAGUCACCUCCGAUGCAUACUUGGUAAAAAUGGGCGGAGCGAGAACACUUCCGGGUUUGAGAACCGUCCUCGCUGUUCGCUUACUUGAGAAUUGGAACAGCACUUGGACUGAGGCUGAUGACGUUUUCACAAGUACGGGAGUACGCAAGUACGCACACGUACGCACAAGUAUGGAUAUUGAGAAACGGCCUCUCUGUUCAGUUUCCGGGCAGCACCUGAAGGCAGCAGCAGCUGCACCUGAAGGCAGCAUCAUUAUCAUUAUCAUCACCAGCAGAAGCAGUUCCCCUCCUCUUUCCCCGCCCCGGCUUACCCUCCUUGCCCGGCCCACAAACCACGGCUGUGUUCCCGCAGGGAGUCAUUGGUUCGCCGCGUGUCGUGAACCAUGGAGGAGUUAGCCAGAGAGAGCAUCAGCCUGCUGGCUUCAGCCUCGGCUAAGCCCCCGCUGGACGUGGCCGUGGGUCCACGACUCGGUUCCGUAGGGGCCGUUUUCAUCAUGCUGAAGUCCGCACUGGGCGCCGGACUCCUCAACUUCCCCUGGGCCUUCGAGAGAGCCGGAGGAAUCCGCAGCGCUGUGACCGUGGAGCUGGUCUCCCUCGUGUUCCUCAUCAGUGGUCUGAUCAUCCUGGGCUACUCGUCGUCCAUCAGCGGUCAGUGCACCUACCAGGCGGUGGUGAAAGAAGUGUGCGGGCCGGCCAUCGGUCAGCUGUGUGAGAUCUGCUACGUCUUCAACUUGUUCAUGAUCUCCGUAGCCUUUCUGGUCAUAGUGGAUGACCAGCUGGAGGAGUUGUGCGGCUCCAUGUAUGAGCUGGUCACUGGUCUGCCAGAGUCAGAUCUACCGCACCACUUCUACACAGACCAACGCUUUGCCCUGGUGUUGCUCUGCAUAAUCCUCAUCCUGCCGCUGUCCAUCCCCAAAGAGAUUGGCUUUCAGAAAUACAUCAGUGGUCUGGGCACUCUGGCUGCGACCUACCUGGCUAUAGCCAUCAUCAUCAAAUACCACACCAUGCCUUCUGUUAUGGUUCAUGUCACGCCGCUCUACAGCAGUGGAAUCAGCUCCUGGGCGUCAAUGUUCAGUGUCAUCCCAACCAUCUGCUUUGGUUUCCAGUGCCACGAGGCUUCCAUUGCCAUCUACAGCAGCAUGGAGAACCAGCGACUGUCUCACUGGGUCUUCAUCUCUGUGGUCUCCAUGAUCUUCUGUCUCAUAAUUUACUCCCUCACAGGGGUUUAUGGGUACCUGACAUUCGGAAAGGACGUGAGGGCCGACAUUCUGAUGUCGUACACUGGCGAUGAUAUUCUGAUUCUCAUCGCCAGGCUGCUGUUUGGAAUCUCCAUCAUCACCAUCUACCCCAUCAUCCUGCUGCUCGGCAGAUCAGUGAUCCAGGACCCCCUGCUGAGCUGGCGGCGGAAGCGUCACGGCGUGGUGACGGUGGACUUUGAAAACCGAAGCCGAUACGUGCUGACGGUGCUGUGGAUCGCAGUGACGCUGCUUAUCGCCAUCUUUGUGCCAGACAUCAGCAAGGUGAUCAGUGUCAUCGGCGGGAUCAGCGCCUUUUUCAUCUUCAUCUUCCCAGGACUGUGUUUGAUCUUUGCCAUGCAGUCUGUGCCCGUGUCCUGUAAAACCAGAGUCGUCCUCACAGUUUGGGGAGUUGUGACGCUGAUCAGUGGAGCCUUCAUCUUUGGUCAGAGCACCACCAUCGCUGUCAUGCAGCUGCUGGGAAAGAUCUGACUCCACCUCCCCUCGCAGAUCUGUGUUUUCAUGGAGAGAACGCUGACCACGUGUGAAUCCCCCCCCCCUCUCUCCCUCUCCUGUACAGCUCAUGUUGAGUUAUGGCCACCAUGGACUCUUUAAAAGUGAACUGAUCUCCCCCCUCCACACUAAGUUCAUUAUAUGGAACUUUGGCUCGGGUUACCAUGACGAUGAGCUCCGUCCUCCGAUUGAAAUCCUCAGGUAUUUCGGGCCCUUUGUUGAUUUUCUGUUUUGUACAUAUCAGUAUUGAACGUGUCAGUGUUCAGUCUGUGGGUUAUGAUGAAGAUUGACAUUUGAUGUGAGCGAGCACAAAGUUUGUCACAUAAACAUAAAACUGUCGGAGUUAACGUCAAAAAUAAUGCAAGAUCCUAACAGGAUCUGGAAGGUUCCACUGCCAUAAAAGAAAAGACGUUAGUAUGUUUAACACGAAAGAGCUGCCUCCUGGUGUGUGGGAGUAAAAACACCAAGUAUUGUUUCACGUUUGAAGAGAUUUACGGAUAAAAUUUUGCACAAAAUCACUUGGUUAAAAGACUCAAAAAGAGUCUCGGAACAGUUAUUUGCAGUAAGAGUGCACUGAUGGUAAAAGUCUGGGCCGAUUCCUACGUGACAAUUCAGCUCACAGUAAAUACCGACACUGAUGUCUUUUCUGUUUUAUUUUUGUUCACUUUGUGACGGAUAAGCAAAUAAAUCUUUAUCUUAUAACUCAAACCUGAA
Solea solea (common sole) is the source of this 2546-nucleotide messenger RNA. It is a transcript of the gene slc38a8a, whose product is annotated as solute carrier family 38 member 8a. The transcript has 10 exons. The record is from RefSeq and is a predicted model, not a curated record. Lineage: Eukaryota; Metazoa; Chordata; Actinopteri; Pleuronectiformes; Soleidae. Gene Ontology annotation, molecular function: amino acid transmembrane transporter activity. Bases 468 to 1811 code for a protein of 447 amino acids. Gene Ontology annotation, biological process: amino acid transmembrane transport.